Molecule: messenger RNA, 4159 nt
Organism: Anopheles maculipalpis
Lineage: Eukaryota; Metazoa; Arthropoda; Insecta; Diptera; Culicidae
Exons: 7
Coding region: 3-4148 (1381 amino acids)
Biological process (GO): chemical synaptic transmission; neuron cell-cell adhesion; postsynaptic membrane assembly
Cellular component (GO): postsynaptic membrane; synapse; cell surface
Molecular function (GO): neurexin family protein binding; signaling receptor activity
Source: RefSeq, a predicted model, not a curated record
AAAUGACGAGCUUCACAACGCUCGUGCUGCUUACAGUGGCCCUCUCGGUGAGGUACGGCAGCUCCCAGGUGGAAACGAUACUUGACAGCAGUGAGUACGAUGAUUUGGGUUUGCCCACCGUAACCGAACGCAAGCCACAGAUAGCGGGUUUCCUGGCGAACGAUGGCAGUGACCUCUUCCCAUCGGUAUCGAUGUCGAACGAUGGUCCAGCGAUGACUUAUCAGCAGCGUCCGUCGGUCUCCAACUACGCCACCAAUCCAUUCAUAGCCCGUGCUGAACAGUACCGCAAAGCACACAGUGGAGGGUCACGAUCGCCACUCGUUCCCUCGCAACAGCAGCAGCAGCAACAACAGCAAGGAUAUGACCCCCGUGACGGUACACCGUACACACGCGACAUCGCAGUAAAGCAGGGCAUUUUGCGUGGUUUCGUGCGUGUGAUGCAUCCACAGUCCGGGUUGAAAAAUGUGGACCAAUUCUUGGGCAUACCGUACGCAGAGGCUCCCGUUGGUUCGAGACGCUUUAUGCCUCCGAGUGCUCCGAUACCGUGGAAUGGGCUCAAGAUGGCUACCAAGCUAUCGCCGGUCUGUCCACAGAAUCUGCCGAGCCUGAAUAAUGCGAACAACAACUACUCGAAGGGACGGUACGAUCAGAUCAAACGAUUGCUGCCGUACCUAAAGGUGGAAAGCGAAGACUGUCUGUAUCUCAACCUGUACGUGCCGAGUUACGAUGGUAUCGGACCGCAGACUAAGUAUCCCGUCAUCGUGUACAUCCACGGUGAAUCGUACGAGUGGAACAGCGGCAACCCAUACGACGGCUCCAUACUGGCCAGCUACGGGCAGGUGAUAGUGGUAACGCUCAACUUCCGCCUAGGAAUACUCGGAUUCAUGAAGCCCGGCAUCAGCGAUCAUACGACCAGCAACUUCGGCCUGCUGGACCAGAUAGCGGCCCUGCAGUGGAUCAAGGAAAACAUUGGCUCGUUCGGCGGUGAUGCCAAGCUGGUGACGGUGAUGGGCCAGGGCACGGGAGCGGCCUGUGUCAACUUUCUGAUGGUUUCACCGGUCGCGAAGGGAUUGUUCCAUCGGGCCAUCCUGAUGUCGGGAUCGGCCCUGUCCGACUGGGCGCUGACGCAGCACCCGCUGCAGUCAACGAUGCAGGUCCUGCAGGGUCUGAACUGUCCGCUGAACGGGGAAAAUGACGAGGUGACGGCAUGUCUGCGCCGUAAGCGGUACAGCGAGAUACUUGGCGUGAAAACGGCAUCGCCACAGUUCUCGACCCGGUUUGGGCCGAUCGUCGAUGGGCUGGUCAUACCCAAUAUGCCGCACAAAGUCAUGGGCCAGUACAGUGACAUUUUUAGUGGAUACGAUCUACUGUACGGUAUGACCGAGCUGGAAUCCUAUCACAUCCUGAAUGCGGUCGCGCUCACGUACGGCCUGCUGGAAAACGAACGGGACAAUUUAUUGCGAUUUUACAUGCAAAAUCGCUUCGAAAUUCGUCCCGAUCUGGCCCUCGCCGCGACACUGCGCGAGUACACCGACAUCUACAUGGACCCGAACAAGGCACUGGCUGACGAGCAUCGGGACAAUUUGCUGGAGAUACUGUCGGAUGCGCGCGUCGCUGCACCAAUGGUCCAGACCGGGCUCUAUCUGUCGAAGGUCAACCCCAAGUGCUACAUGUACGUGUUUGGCCACAACAGCGAAGCGGGAGAGUAUGGCCGACUAUCGCAGAGCGUCGUCGGCGAGGACUUGGCGUACGUGUUUGGGGCACCACUCGGGCAGGUGGGUCCAUUCCAGCACCAUUAUAAUGCGCGCGAGCGAUUGUUUUCCGAGGCGGUGAUGAAAUAUUUUACGAACUUUGCCAAAACUGGCAACCCGAAGGCCCCAUGGAAGGAUCUAUUUUUGAAUCUCAACCCGGAAGACUGGUCGUACUACGAUGUGGACUGGCCGGAGUACAACAGCAUCAACCAGAGCUAUUUGCACAUGGGCAUUACGCCGGUGGUGGGCCACCGAUACCGCCAGAAGUACAUGAAGUUCUGGAACGAGGAGCUGCCGGAAGAGUUGAAGAAGAUUACCAGCUCGAAGGCGUACGCACCGUACUCGGACUUCUUCAGUCCACCUGGAGCUGGCAAGGGCAUCGUGAAUGCGGGUGUAAGCCGCGUCCGGGGAGGAACCACACCCCAUCCCGACUACCCGACCGGUCACAUCAAUCUGUACCCGAUCCAUGUGGACAUCGAGCGCCCGACGGAGGAUCCCUUUAAGGAGCUGCUGUAUCAGAUGAAAGAUCCACUGGGUGGGCCCGGUAUGUACAAUGCUCCGGCGACAUCAUCGGCUGCUGCCAUACCCGAAAAAGGAGCCAGCCCGGCACAGCUGGCAGCCGGUGGCGAACAUCAUAAGCAUCACAAGCAUCUUCAACAGUCCGCAAAGGAUCCGUUUGGAUCGACGGAGCUGGAUGGUAACGCGACGGAAAUUAUGAAAAGCGAAUCGACGCUCACCAUUCUGAUAGCGGUUGCUAUCGUGUUUUUGCUGUUUAACAUUGUCGUCAUAGUGGGGUACCUUGUUCGACGGCAUCUUGGACAGGGUGGAGCUGGCGGUGGUGCUGGUGGUGGUGUUUCUGGACGUAAAGGCAAACGAAAGUACGACGACACAAUGCUGGAGAGUGCGGCCGCCGUCGUGGUGUCGGGUGUGGGUCUCGGCGAGAAGGAAGACGGAUGCAAUCAGCUUCACCCGCAUCAUCAUCAUCAUCAUCUGCACCAUGGGUCGUACCUGCUGGACGAAGCGGCAACGAUGAUGUUGCGGAAAUCGAACUCGUACGAACCGGUCGCGAAGCAACCGUUCGGCGAGAAUGCUCAUGGACCGGUUUCGAUCGGUGUCGAUGCGGUUGAUUCGCAUACGAAAGUGUGCGAUUGGAUGGUCGCGUCUGCAGGCUGUCGGAUGCCUCCGGUUGUACCUCCACACAAGAUCAGUGUGGCCAUUGAUGCUACUCCACAGGCGCGCGGCAACAGUGUCCUGCGGCAGGAACCGAUAGAGAUAACGAAGGCAAAAUCGUUUGAGUACGGAACGACCGAUGAGGUGGACUGUGCUACGGGAGAUUGUGGACCUGGGAAUGGACCGGUUAGAGAGGUUGACUCAAGUGGAGCUGGUAGUAACUCUUCCGGGACCACAUCGUCCUGCUCUAGUUCAGCGGCGACGGACGAGCUCAAACAAACCAUGCCUGCUGGAGGUGGAAUUUAUUACAACUGUCCCGAUUAUUCGUUACGACGGUUUGGUGCAGCUGAUCAAGGUGAGGAAGAGGUAACCAGCUUCAUAGAACCGGAAGUCCCGGGAGAUAUAAACGUAACGUGCCGUGAUGAAAGUUCGGAAAAGGAUCCCCUCUCGCCCGAAGAAGCGCUUCGAGUAAUCCAGAGGAGAAACUUCCCCAAAGUACUCCCGGAUCAUCCACGGUCCGGUGGGGUUGGCAGUGCAACGCUCGGCGCUUCCAUGAAACGUCGUUCGCUUCCACCACAGUCUUUGUACGGUCCGCUUCCUCACGGUAGUCACAGUUUGCGCCGGGAUGCAUCAGGCGCUGGUAGUCGAUUGAUUCCGGCACCACCUCCACGUAUCUGUUCCACCCUUGGUCGGCCGGCAGCCGUUCGACAAGCGCGUACAAGCAACAACUUCAUCAGCUCACCACCGAUAGUGGCCGAGGAGCCUCCGGUAGAGGAGGAACCACCGAUCGCAUUGAACACGUUGCACGUGGGACCACUGCUCCCAACGCAUCAGGAAAGCACCUACAUGACGAUGUCCCGACAGAAUUCGGUCGGAUCGGAGAGUGAUCCGUGCUCGCCCGACUGUGAAGCGCAGGCAGAGGACGAACAUGGGGUGUGUGAUGGCGGUGAACAGCCACCGGUGGACAUUAUUUGUAUAGAGCACAAGCCGGAAAACCACUACAGCUACGUACGACCAGUUGGCUUGAUGCGAACUCCGUCGUCCUUUAAGUGUCCCGAAAUACUCCGAACGAAUAGCAUGGAGACGCGAAGUGCAGGUGAUGGAGAAACGUUGCAACCUUCCCAGCACGAUGGAGACGCCCAGCUACCCGUGCGUGAUAAGUUUAGUUCCGACUCGUCCGCUACCGACACGACAUCCGGUAGCACCGGUACGAUAAAGAAACUGUAAAUAGCGAAAUA